AUGUUCAGAGUGAAUUCAUUAGUAAAGAGCUUGGUGGUAUCUCUGAGGGCCACGAGCAUACGGUCAAAUUUAUUAUUCACAGGAUUCAGGUCUUCCAUCCCCGUUUCUACGUCGGUUUUCAGUACCCCCAGUGUGUUUGGAUCUUUGAAUCCGAUCAGAACCUUUAAGGUUAGAACCUCAGUGAAAAAGUUCUGUAAGGACUGUUAUAUGGUGAGAAGGAAGGGAAGAGUGUACGUGUAUUGCAAAAGUAAUGGAAAACAUAAACAGAGACAGGGAUAA
This is a messenger RNA of Yamadazyma tenuis ATCC 10573, 279 nucleotides long. The record is from RefSeq and is a predicted model, not a curated record. Lineage: Eukaryota; Fungi; Ascomycota; Pichiomycetes; Serinales; Debaryomycetaceae.